Molecule: messenger RNA, 444 nt
Organism: Arctia plantaginis
Lineage: Eukaryota; Metazoa; Arthropoda; Insecta; Lepidoptera; Erebidae
Source: the annotation of a GenBank genome assembly
AUGGAGCUGAAUUUCGUCAUCCAGGAUGCUCAGAAUAUUCAACACAUGCUGGAGUUACUGGAUCACUGCCCACCCAGUUUACAGGCAGAAAUAUGGUCAGUGUUCAUUGCGAUCCUGCGCAAGAGUGUCCGCAACCUUCAGGCAUGCACAGAUGUUGGGCUCAUACACCAUGUGCUUCAGAGGCUGCCUCGCGCCGAAACUGUCGUCGCCGAUCUUCUCAUCGAGAUGUUGGGUGUUCUGGCCAGCUAUAGCGUUACGGUCAAAGAACUUAAACAACUCUUUAGUGCCAUGAAAGCAGUCAACGGCAAAUGGCCCCGGCAUUCUGCUAAGCUGCUGAACGUGCUGCGACAGAUGCCUCACAGGAACGGACCGGACGUGUUCUUCAGUUUUCCAGGACGGAAAGGAUCGUUAUUUGAAAAAUCUAUACCAAAUACUUGGGAAUAG